AUGGACGCAGCAGGCCCUAAACAAUUUGAUUAUCUUUUUAAAAUUGUCUUAAUAGGUGAUUCGGCUGUUGGUAAAACAAAUUUGUUAAGUCAACUAAUUCAUAAAAAGUAUUUAUCAGACAGUCGAGCCACAAUAGGUGUUGAAUUUGGGACAAUGACAUUUAAUAUUGAUAAUAAAAUAAUUAAAGCACAAAUUUGGGAUACCGCGGGUCAAGAAAGGUAUCAAGCAAUAACGCAUGCUUACUACAGAGGAUCAAGCGGAUCAAUUUUGGUAUACGAUGUCACUCAACCCAACACACUAAAAAAGGCAUUAGAAACUUGGUUGGUACAAUUGAAAAAUCAUACAGAAAAUAUUCCUAUCAUGCUGAUUGGCAAUAAAACGGAUUUACAACGUCAGGUAUCAACAGAAAAUGGGAAAGAAGAAGCUUUUAGAAAUUCUAUAAUGUAUUUUGAGACAUCAGCUAAAACAGGUGAAAAUGUAAAUGAAGCUUUUCAUGAAUUAAUUACUGUAAUUUACAACAAGCACAAGGAAAAAGAAUUAAAAAAAGGCAGUAAAGCAAAAAGUAAAACCUUCUCUGGCAAGGAAAUUAAAAACAUAAAACAGAAAAAGAAAAAAAGCUGUUGUUAA
Vairimorpha ceranae is the source of this 627-nucleotide messenger RNA. RefSeq names its product ras-related gtp-binding protein rab11. The record is from RefSeq and is a predicted model, not a curated record. The transcript has a single exon. Gene Ontology annotation, molecular function: GTP binding; GTPase activity. Bases 1 to 627 code for a protein of 208 amino acids. NCBI's taxonomy places the organism in Eukaryota, Fungi, Microsporidia, Nosematidae.